CCUUGCCUUGAGCAUUUCCAUAGAAAUCCGCCUUCAAGGGUGCAGCCCAAAGAACCACCACCCUUUUUCCCAUCAAUCAGAUCCAUCAUUUUACCUGGUGGUUCUACCUGGUGUCGAUACAUGGCACAAUGUACACAACCCACCUCCAUGCACCACGCCGUUCUGCGCUGGCUCAACGAGCUGCCCGACUGUGCCGACGUUGACGCCCAAGCCGACCCCUCUCGCGACCUCCACAAGCGACGGAGAACCGACCAAGACGAAGACCAGCAGCACUCGCAGCGAGACGGUUCUGCCAAAAGGAGGCGAGGCCCUUGUGGCACCAAUCUCCGCACACCACCGCAGUCUCGCUCUGUUUCGGGGCCUUUAUGGGCUGAACGACAAAUGGACCACGACCAGGACAACAACGCCCACCGCGAGGCAACAACGCCCCCAGACGCGGACCCAUCGAGCCAUGGCGCCGUUGCCACCGACGACACCCCGCGGGCCAGCCUCGCCGAUCGGCCACGGCAUCGCCAAGUCGUCCGUCACAUGUCCGCAUCACGCUCGUCACGCCGCGGCUCGUCAGCCUCCUCGGUCGGCAGGGAGAGCUCGGGCAACCGUAGCGAGGCCACGGGCAGCAGCGGCCGCCCGUCGGCGGUGGCCGGCGCCAAGAGGAAGAGAACCAUGGAGUUGGCGCCAGACCAAGUUAGGAUCGAGGAUUUGGACACAGGCUUGGCGGGAAUGGUGCCGCCGCGCCUCCGCGAGCUGGAGGCUGCCUUCCGGAAAAGCCGCCACGAGGGCUUCGUAUCGUCGUCUCGCCGCGCAGAGAUGCAAGCCGCCGGGGUCCCCGACAUGUUCGAGGCCGGGUUUUUCACCGCCCCGCUCGAUCAUCAAGGCCGGCUCGAAACCCAGGAAUCGCCAAGCCUGGUCGACGUCCUGGCCUUAUGGACGAAGGCGAAAAAAUGUUUCCUGUCUGGCUGGGACGAGGCCGGCUGGAACAUGGCCGUGCACUAUCCUUUGUUGUGUCUGGCCCUUCCCGACGGCGGCCAGCUCGAGGUAACGCCAUGCACUACCGCGUCAAUCCAACCUCGCUUCGUACUCCCGCCCGUAUCGCCAUCUCGCGUCGAUUUUUGCAUUGCCGUAAACCCGCACUGGCCCAACCACCAUCUUGUCAAAACCCCUGCUUCACGCGCCGUCGCCGAGGUCUGCUGGGAUCUCCCGGGACAAAGCAUCAACCAUACCAACAACUACAAACCCCUGGCUUCUCGGCCUAUAGCCAUCAGCAUUGAAACUAAACGUCGCGGUGGCUCUGACGAAGACGCCGUUACCCAGCUGGGCAUCUGGCAGGCUGCACAGUGGGAAAUGCUCCAAGAGUUGGUCCAGCCCCGCCACGACAGCACAUCUUCGCUGGCCACUGGGCCAGCAGCCACUGGGCCAGCAGACCCGUUCGCUCCGCCGUCAAAGCAGCCCACGUAUCUGGCCCUCCACGGCUUGGACUUUUUGCCCGCCAUUUACAUUGUAGGGCACGACUGGAAGUUUGCGGCUUUAACCCGCGACGCUGUAGCUCCCGAUGCCCUCCCCCGGAUUCGAUCACAAAGCACACUGUGGACCGGUUGCACCAUAGGCAGCACUUCUUCUGUUGAAGGCAUUUACCGUAUUAUAUGGUGCCUCCGGCGUCUGGCCCGGUAUUCCGUCGAGGAGUUUUGGCCGUGGUACCAGCAGCAUGUUUUGGAAUUGGAUAUCGGGACGUGAAACUAAUGCCGUCGCUGUCUUUUAUUCCUGUUUUUUGUUCCUAUUUUUUAUUCCUGUUUUUUAUUCAUAUUUUUUAUUUCUAUUUUUUAUUUUUAUUUUUUAUUCUUGUCUUUUAUUCCUGUUUUUUAUUCCUGUUUUUUAUUCCUGUUUUUUAUUCCUGUUUAUUCCUAUCUUUUGUUCCUGUCUUUUGGCCGGAAUCAGGGGGGAGGCGGAGGAGACUACUACCAGGACGACCACUCGCAGCA
Gaeumannomyces tritici R3-111a-1 is the source of this 1976-nucleotide messenger RNA. RefSeq lists its product as hypothetical. Lineage: Eukaryota; Fungi; Ascomycota; Sordariomycetes; Magnaporthales; Magnaporthaceae. The transcript has 2 exons. Bases 121 to 1731 code for a protein of 536 amino acids. The record is from RefSeq and is a predicted model, not a curated record.